This is a messenger RNA of Aphis gossypii (cotton aphid), 4424 nucleotides long. RefSeq lists its product as uncharacterized. The transcript is spliced from 17 exons. The coding region runs from base 274 to 4335 and encodes 1353 amino acids. The record is from RefSeq and is a predicted model, not a curated record. NCBI's taxonomy places the organism in Eukaryota, Metazoa, Arthropoda, Insecta, Hemiptera, Aphididae.
AAAUCGAUUUAAGUGCGUCGCUUGUUGUACAACGAUUAAAAAAGUUUAACAUAGCAACGAAUUCAGAUUAUGUUAACGAAUAAUGUUUUUUUUUAAAUUAAUAAAAAAUAAAAGUAUAAAAACUUGUAAUUUACAAUAUAUAUAAUAAAUGUUUAUGCUAUUAAAUUUUGACGUCGUUAUUAUAAUUUUCUUUGACGAAAUAACUUAGAACUUACUUAUUUUUUUCAAUCAAUUUUGAAAUUCUGAAAAAAUAACCAAAUUUUAUUUUCGAAAAUGAAUGCAGUAAAAUCAUUCUUCAUUGCUUUGACGUGCAUUUCGAUCGGACAUCAUUGUUUCACAUCCAAAUUAAAUAUCCGUAAAUGUAAAUUGACCCAUUCCGGAAUCGAAUACCAGGGCAACGUGUUUAUCACUAAAUUCAAGUCGUUGUGUCGACCGUGGAAUUCGAUUGGAAUCGAGCCUGAUUCAAAUUUCGCAGACGGAUCUAGAGUGUUGGCUAAGAAUUUUUGCCGUAACCCGAACGGAACCCGAGAUGAUCUUUGGUGCUAUACGUACAAUGUGGAUAGUCCGGUGGAAUUAUGUGCCGUGCCUUUGUGCAAUGCAAAAAAGUGCCGGUUGACUGGUCCAGGCGUGGAGUACGGUGGUAACGUAAACGUGACCAAGUCCGGUUACGCGUGUUCCAAGUGGUCGGACGUGGAUGACUCGUCUGCGACUGAUUCAAAGUUCCCGGACGGUGGCCGGUCGGCGGCUGGGAACAGGUGUCGGAACCCGACCGGUGACUCGGGUGGCCCGUGGUGUUACGCGUCCGUGGACGGGGCUACCGUUUCGGACUAUUGCGAUAUCCCUGGUUGCGACGACGGAAUUUGCCACUGGACGUUCAUUAACGGCGGUGGGUCGUCGGGCCAUGGACAUUACACCGCGAUACCGACCUCAAAAGACGACGACGGCGACGGUGGCGGUCUCGCGAGUUUCGAGCUCAAGACUUGGGACCCGGCAGUGUCCCGGAAGGUUCAACCCCUGUUCCGGAUGUCGCUUACCGCGUACCCGACCGGCUUGUCCGGUGACGGGUUCGAGGUACCGGUUCCGGUCGACGUGUUUGCCAGGUCCGGAACUGCCGGAAUCGCUCGCGUGGACGUGUCGUGGAGGAACGGAUUUGUCGUAUUGACUUCCGGCAAGCCGGGUGCCACCAGAGAGGUGUCCAGCCUCGAAUUGAACGCCACUCUAUCACCGGUGGCGUAUUUAAGCUUCGCCGCUGGUGACCAGAUGGCUGCCCCUCCGGUGGCCGUACGAUUUGCGCACUGUGACUUGCGAACAGCCGGACAGGAAGAGCACGUGACCAAUAGCCAAGACGUUUACAGGAUAUUCCCGCUGAAGAAAUCCGUCGUUUCCACUUCCGAGUUGUCGUUUUCCGUCCGAGCUGUGAUAUCGGCGUCCGUCACGUAUUACACCGCACCAACCAGGCUAACGCCAUGUCUAGUCAUAGAGUUUGCAGCUCGACCUGCCCAGGAAAUAAAAAUCAUUUAUAUUGGAAAAUCAAACAGUGAAAAACAAAUGAUUUUUAAUCAGACGUAUGAAAUGGAUGUGAUAUCUUAUUGGAGAUGGCAUCAAUACGAGAUUACAAUUGCAGACAAAAUAUUACAAAUACGAACUACAAACGAACAUGAAAAGAAUCCGACGAUUUUAUUAAACAUAACGGAUUUCAAGUUGAGAUUUUUCCAUUGGUUCGCCAUCGGAUCAAAAACCGUCGCUCACUGGACGCUGUAUUGUAGUGGACCAGAAUUCUACCCCCUUCCCGAGGCAGCAUUGCCAGAAUGCGUGAUAUCGGAAUCGAGCGAAAAUUAUCGCGGAACUCAGUGGAUUACCGAAAACGGGGAUCCGUGCCUCUCUUGGAAUAUUUCGUCAGUGCGUAAAUUGGUUAAGGAAAGAACAUUGAUAGAUCGAAGUUACGUAAAAGCCAAAAACUAUUGCCGGAAUCCGACUAAAGAUUCGAACGGACCUUAUUGUUACGUAGCCGUCGGCGGUUGGGAGAACAAGGCGAUCAAAAAACGAUCGUGUCGCAUCCGGAAAUGUAGAAAUACAAGAUGCAGCAUUGCCGGAAUCGCGACCGACUACUUGGGCAAGCUCAACAAAACUGUGUCCAACCGCACAUGCUUGAGUUGGGCGUCGUACACCGGCGAGGGUUACGCUUUCCCGGAUGGUUCGGCGUCGGCGGCGUCCAACUACUGCCGGAACCCGACCAGAGAACCGACGGGCGCUUGGUGUCGUGUCAGCGGCACCGCCGAAACGGACUCGUGCGACGUUCCCGGCUGUUCGGACGACGGUAGUGACGAUUCCGAUACGCUGCUGAUCGGUGGCGACGGCGUUCACUGGAUGCACGUGUUGCCCGAUUGGAGGGGUGAUUCGGGCCUGCGAUUGCGGCUCAAGCGUUGGGCGCCGGGUGUCUACGAGGGCGUGUCGCUGCGCUUCCGCAGAUCCGGCCACCCGUCGUCGUACGAUCUGGUCCAAGUUGGAGCGGACGGCGACGAAAAGAUCGUGUUGUACCGGUUGACCGCGGUCGGGGACCGAGAGCCGGAUCUUGCCACGACGGCCGCCGACGACCAGGUCGUAUACCCGCAUCUGUUGAUGGCCAGUCGGUGGACAGAAUUACUGUUCCGGUUGGCGGACGAUGACCGUGGUGCAGACGGUCGAACAGUCGCUUCCGUGACGAUGAGCACUGCUGCCGGCGGAAAGAUAUUCAGUUGGACACUCAGUGACAGCGCCGACGGAGACGGAGGUGGACGCAUCGCGUUCGUAGGACUGUCCGCGAUAACUGGCCGCGGUUACGUGGCCGCUCAAUUCCCGACCGCAGAAGAUUGUCUCAUUCAUAGUUCAGAGUCUCAGAAUUUUUCAGUUUUUUUACCGAUAAACGUCCGGUCAAACAGAAGUCUGACAAAUACCAAUCCCGAAAUUAUUUUUCGAGUCAAACAUACAGGUGUAACAUGUAUCGCAUUAACAAGCCGGAAACUUAGCGAAAGGCACGUGCUGGAAAUCGACGGUGAUCGGGCGGUAUUGUGGAACGAAGCGAAAGGACCGAAGAAAUCGCUCGGAGAGUAUAAGUCCAAAAUCGGUGCAAUCUUCACGGCCGGCAAUUGGACCAGAAUCGUUUUGAGUUGGAACGAAAGCGUGUUGCGAAUGGACUGUGGUGGUGUUCACGUGCGGCAUUGGACCAUUGAUCGGAAACGACCGUUGCUGGUUCGUUACUUUUCAGUGGCCAACCGAGGAGGCGGCCGGACCGAGUGGACGGUGAACUGCGACGAUCCGUGGAGGCGACAGCCGGAUGUGGACGGCCCGCCCAAGGAUGGCGGAUGGGGCGAGUGGGGCGAGUGGGAGCGGUGCACGAAAUCUUGCGGCGGCGGGACGGGAGUGCGGAGCAGGCGAUGCGACAGUCCCAGGCCAAACGUGUCGGGCAGGCCGUGCGCCGGGCCGGUCACCGCGGUCGGUGCGUGCAACCAACACGAGUGCGGACAGGUGUCCGACAAGACGGCGGCCGCUGUGCGACGAUCAUUGGCCGGCCGGCCACACAACGCUGUGGCCGCGGUCGGCGACCGGUUGACGUUGUCGUGCGACCCAACGACCGUGGACGCCAUCCGGGCCGAUUCGCCGCGCGCCAGGUUCAAUUGGCUGCGAAACGGCAAGAUCGUCAAGUCAACGGUCGUAAAUAACGAAACCGACAGAUGCGCUUUGGUCAUAAGCUCGUGCACAGUUUAUAAUUCAGGAGUAUAUGCAUUUGUAGCAGAGCCACCAAAUUUUGAAAGGAUUGUGUUGAAGUUGUUCGCCGUGGCUAUUAACGACAAACCUAUUUCCGUAUACAUCGGAGAUGUAGUAAGAGUGCAAUGCAAUGCUGCUACAUUGAGUUAUUUAUUUAACAGAUUGUCGCAAGAAUGGCUCGUAAACGAUAGUUAUGUGAUAAAAAAUUAUGGAGUUAAUUCUCUUGCAUCGAUCGAUGUAGAUACAAUAACCAUAGAAAAUAUACAUUUUCAAGGUAUUUGGAAAUGUGUUGUCAAGAGCACUGAAAUUAAUAGUAGCUGGGUCACUAAUGCAAUGGAAAUUAAGGUGAUUGGACUAUCAACCAGAUGGACCCAAAUAAUGCAAGAUCCUAUCAUAAAAAUAUUAUUCCAAAAUAGUUCACCAACAAUGAUAAUUUCAAUUUGUACAAUACUUAUUUCAGCUUUAUGUGUUGGCACUUGGUGCUGUGCUUAUAUAUUUAACAGAUGGCGCAAACAAAUAAUGAAAAAAACAUCCAAAGGAAUACAAAUUAAAGAUGGAACUCAUAAGAGAAUUCUAUAUCAACGAUUAUAAACAUUAUUGUUAUGAAUGAAUUGCCUUCAAACCAUAAUCUUAUACUUUAUAAAAUCUUUUAUUAAAAUUUAAGCAUUAUUUAACCAUCA